Messenger RNA from Paralichthys olivaceus (Japanese flounder), 1696 nucleotides. It is a transcript of the gene rasl11a, whose product is annotated as RAS-like, family 11, member A. The record is from RefSeq and is a predicted model, not a curated record. Gene Ontology annotation, molecular function: GTP binding; GTPase activity. NCBI's taxonomy places the organism in Eukaryota, Metazoa, Chordata, Actinopteri, Pleuronectiformes, Paralichthyidae.
UCCAGGCUGGAAACAGGACCCCAGUUUAGCCCGGUCUCAUGGGAAUAUUAGGGGAUGGUUCUCAGUCCACAUCCCUCCCUCUCUGCGUCUUUACGCACCGUGCGCACCGGGGAGGGAGCUGGAGUCAGUGCGGUCCAACGCUCCACAGAGACGGGGAAACGUUCUCCUCACACGGUGGAAGAACUUUGGGGAAAUAUUAGGAAAUAUUGCAUCCAAAAGAAAAACCCCUCCUCCCCCGGAAUGAAGCGGCAGCUCCGUGAGUCCAGCUCCGGGACUCCUCCGGAGGUCUGAGGGAUUCCUCCGCUCUCCUGGAACAUUAUGGGAAUAUCGGAGUGAUUUGUUUUCCUCCCUCUCCCCGGGGCGGGGGGGAUUAUCUUCCCACACUGAGCAGGAGGCUGGUCCGAGGGCGCAGCGGAGCUAAAUGCGUCUGACUGGCGACUCUGCACCGAGAACCAUGAACAGCGGCGGGUCUGGCAACUUUCUGCUGGUGCCCAUCCCGGAGUACCCGCUGCUGGACUGUGUCCCCAACAAGACCGUGAAGAUCGUGGUGCUGGGGGCGAGCAACGUGGGGAAAACCGCUCUGAUCGUCAGGUUUCUCACCAAGAGGUUCAUCGGGGAUUAUGAAGCAAACACGGGGGCGCUCUACUCCAGAAAGGUCACCAUGGACGGGGAGGAAGUGUCGCUUCAGAUCCAGGAUACUCCCUGCGUCGCUCUCCAGGACGACGUAGAGGGGCUGUACUGUCAGGAGCAGAUCAACAGGUCGAUCUACUGGGCCGACGGUUACGUGCUGGUUUUCUCCAUCACGGACCACAACAGCUUCCGAACCAUCCAGCCUCUCUACCAGCACGUCAGACGCAUCCACCCGUCUGGAAACAUCCCUGUUAUACUGGUUGGCAACAAGAGCGACCUGCUCCGCGCCCGACAAGUGCCUGCGGACGAGGGCGAGACGUUGGCAGCUUCAUUAGGUGGAGUUUACUUCGAGGCCUCGGCCAGAGAGAACCACGAAGGAGUCCACGGCGCCUUCCUCCAUCUCUGCCAGGAGGUGAUCCGAGCUUUGGGAGGAGGUAACGGCGAGAAGAGGCGAGGCGGCCUCCACCUGGCCCGCCCCAAAUCUCCCAACAUGCAGGAGCUGAAGAGGAGGUUCAGGCAGGUCCUCUCCUCCAAGGUCAAGUCGGCCACAACUCUCUGAUCACAGCGGGACAAAUAAUCAAAAAACAUCAGCUCCUGACAGAGACAGAGACAGACAGAGCUUCAUCGGAAGAUAGAAGUCGUGGAUUUUUCUCUGAAGAAGAAUUACGAGACUUCAGAAGAGCACAAAGUCGUCGUCUGCGGAGAGAUGAAUAAAAACAAAGGUUGGAUCUUCACGGCAGCUGAGCUCGUCUCUGUGUUUCGACGAGAGUCACAAGAGCUGACGAUCAGUUUGACGUGAUGGAUAUCGAGCUUGUCGGCAAACCUCUGAACACAUGGAGGAGCAAAAUCCUCCGAACACUGAUGUCUCCGUGUCUCAGUUUCCUUGUGGCUGAAAAGUGAAUUGAAUACAUCAAAUCAAUAAAGAAUUAUUGAUUUCAACCGAUCGGUUUUCAAGGAAAUAGCAGACGUUGUAAAAGACUUUAUUUCAGGCUCAUUUAUAUUUUUAUGUUGUUUUUUAAUUGAGAAUUUUUUUGUCUUUCUUUAUAGAAAUAAAUGAUACUCACCA